This is a messenger RNA of Dermacentor albipictus, 9169 nucleotides long. RefSeq lists its product as uncharacterized. Lineage: Eukaryota; Metazoa; Arthropoda; Arachnida; Ixodida; Ixodidae. The record is from RefSeq and is a predicted model, not a curated record. Gene Ontology annotation, molecular function: nucleic acid binding; zinc ion binding.
GCAGAACGACAGGAUGAGUCAAACGCAACCUCAAGACUCCCACAAGAAGAAGAACCCCAAAAAGAAAGCACAUCAAGAAUCAACGGAGAAAACAAAGCCCAAAGAAGUGACAACAACAAAUGUCAACCAAGAUCGACCAUCUACGAAGAGCACUCAGGAGUCUGAGAUACCAUUCUGGGACCCUACAGUGGAUGAAUGGGAACGACACAGUACCCACAAAGACCUAGGGGAAGAGUCUGAGAAGACCGACAAAGAAGACGAGGAACGGAAAGAAGGAAAAAAGAACAUCGGAGACAAUGCUUCAGACAGAGAAGACUUCCCCCCAAUCCGCGAAAAGGGACCAGCAGUGGUACGAAUGGCGAAAUGCGACAAGGCAAUGAUGAAAGCCCUAAUGAAAAUCUCUGCCGCAGCAGGAGGAGACGAUGAGAUAAUGAAUCAACUUGAUGUCAUCAUGUCUGAGUAUACCAAACUCAAAGCGAUCACCCUGGAGCUCAGCCACGAAAACAAGUACCAGGAAGGACGACUAAAGGAAAUGGAAGAGAAAACAAAGAUUGCUAAAACUUUCGCAGAGGUCACCAGAAUCAAUGCCGACGACACCCUCCCACAACCUCCAGUGGAGGACAGGAAGCAGACUUCGGCACUGAUUAUCACCUCCGAAUCUCUUCCAACAAGAAAGAUUGAGUCUGUCCUGAAAAGGAAAAUUGACCCAUCCAAGCUGGGACUGACAGAUGCGUCAAUGAGGCCAGGCAGAGACGGAGUGGUGGUCACAACGACCUCAAAAGGAGCACUGGAGAAGUUGAAAGAGGCCAUCCAAGGUGAUAGAGAGACACAAAAUCUUCAGUUCAGGAACCCAAAACCGAGAAGGAUUGAAAUGAAGGUGGUUGGCAUCGAUCCAGACACGGACAUCGAGGCCCUUACCAACCGGAUCGUCUCCCAGAACCACCUAGGAUGCAGUGAAGAAGACAUUGAACUACGCAGGCAUUGGGACGGCAAAAAUGGAAUCACAGCAAUUAUUGCCCUAAACAGGAAGGCAAUCUCGGCACUUGGUACCAGGAAGUCACUGAAUCUCAACUGGAAUAGAUGUCCUCUGUACGACAACAUCUUCAUUCCAAGAUGCACCAAGUGUUCAUCAUAUGGCCACUUGAAGAACGAAUGCCGAGAAUCGUCAAGAUGCUUCAACUGCGGAGGAGAAGACCACCAAGGCAACGACUGUGAAGAGGCAUCGAGUUGCCCAGCAUGCAUGGAAGACGGAUCUCCACCAGAAGAUGCCAAACAUUCGAUGAUGUCGUGGAGGUGUCCAGUCUACCUUGCGACCCUUGAGGCAGAAAAGACGAGACUAAUAACGCUCAUUGACUAGUGAAACCUUCCGUAGUAAUCAUGGCGUCACCUACAACACCUAACUCUACAUUUCUUACAACACAUGCACAAAUACAGAUUAGUAAGGAGUACAAGAACUCCUUUCACAUAAUUCAAGUUAACUUAGGUAGAGCAUAUAAAGCAAUCCAGUCACUACGCAACUAUUAUGAUGAAGAGGAACAUGAUAUCUCUAUAAUUCAGGAACCUUACGUUUUAGAUAACAAGAUAAUUGGCUUUCCCAUCAAACAUAGAAUUAUUUUGCACCCUGACAAACCUAAAGUAGCCAUUAUAAUCCAUAAUCCAGAAAUAGCAAUUUUCCCCAUAAUAAUUGAAGAUAAAGUUAUUGCAGCGAGAGUUGGCAGUCUUGAAAAAGAAAUUCUGAUCAUUAAUUGCUAUUGUCCACCUAAAGAAGACAUUAAACCAUUGUUACUGAAAUUGGACAGCCUAAUACAAAAACUUUCUUACCAAAACAUAAUGAUUAUGGGGGAUUUUAAUGCCAAAAACAACAUAUGGGGAAGCAGAAAUAACGACCAAAAAGGAGAAGACCUCCUAGAAAUGGUAAUUCGACAAAAUCUCCACAUAGUAAAUGACCCUAACUCACCACCAACUUUCAAAACUACACGUGCUAAAGGUUGGAUAGAUCUUACUAUAGUAAAUAAUGAACUGGCUCAAAAUAUUUCCGAAUGGGAAGUUCUUAAAACUUUCAAUAAUAGUGAUCACAGAUUUAUCAAAAUUGGCAUAUCAAACAUAAAAUCACAGCAAAAGAUGGGGCUAACACUUAAAGGAGAACAAAAACUGAUGGAAGAGAUGAUUAAAGAUACUUGGUUCGAAGAAGUGCAGGAAGCAAUGGCUACUGAGGAAGAUGUUAAAAAUAUCCUUAACACAUUCUAUCAAAAACUCACAUCUUUAGAGAAGAAAUAUACAAAGAAGAAAAACCCAUCGAAACAUCCAACUAAUGCUUGGUGGACAACAGAUCUUGAGAUAGAAAGAAAGAAAGUACGGGCUAUGCGUAGGAGAUAUCAAAGAGCGAAAGGGGAAUUAAGAAUAAAAUUCAAGAAAGAAUAUUACCAAGAACAUGAUGUUUAUAACAACAUGCUUGAAAACGCGAAGAACAAAAGCUGGGAUGGAUUAUGUACAAAAAUAACUAAAAAUCCUUUUUCUCUGCCGUAUAAGAUAGCGCGACAACAGCUCAAAAACAAAAUACUCCUUACCAGUGUUACCAAAGAGAAUGGCGAAAAUACUACAACACUUGAAGAAACCGUACAAUAUAUACUAGAACAAUUAUUUCCCACAAUUUCAUGUGACAGAGGAAAUUUGCACUGUGAUAACGGAAAUGCACACUCAACCGGAGAUGUGAGAGAAACCAGUACUCACGAAGAAAAUGAUACAUACAACAGUAACGUAUACGAUCAAUAUAUUGGAGAGGAUGCUGUGAGCAAUGACAAACCAUUUACACAAACUGAAGUGGACUGUAUUGUUAAAAAUCUAAGGACCAAUGUUGCCCCUGGACCCGAUAAUCUUAGAACUGUUUUUGUACAAAAACUAUACAAUAAGCAUAAGAAUUUCUUUCUCAAUCUAUUUAAUGCAUGUUUAAGAACAGGUUACUUUCCACAGGAAUGGAAACGGUCUAGAAUAAUCUUAAUACCCAAAGGGAAAACUACCAAGGCGGUUGGAGAAAACAAUUUUCGUCCUAUAGCAAUCAACUCUACUUUAGGUAAAAUUUUAGAGAAAUUAAUAAAAGAUAGAAUUUAUCACUUCUUGUAUGUUAAGAACCUUUUCCAUAGACACCAAUAUGGUUUUACACAUAGGACAUCGACCACACUUGCCUUAGAAGAAAUUAAGAAGAAGAUACAACAAGCGAAACUAGACGGUCUGAAUGCAUUAAUUAUUUCGCUAGAUAAUAAAAACGCCUUUAACUCUAUACAGUCAUCUUUUGUUACCCAGAAAUUAAAAGAAUACAACUGUCAUAAAAAUUUAAGUGUAAUAACAGAAGCCAUCCUAACAAACAGAGAAAUAACAUAUACAGAUGACAAUUUAUGUAUUACUAAAACAUUGAGAACAGGCUCACCACAAGGCUCCCCAUUAAGUCCACUAUAUUGGAAUAUAAUAAUAUCAGAGGUUUUAGAAAUAAAAACAUCUCCAGACGUUCAUAUUCAGGCAUUUGCUGAUGAUGUUAUUAUAAUAGUAAAAUUCAAAUCCAGAAACGAUGCGGAAAGUAAAGCAAACAAAACCCUUGCAAAAAUACACGAAUGGUCACAAACAAAAGGAAUAACAUUUAACCCAAAUAAAUCAUCAUUCAUGUUAAUUGGUAGAAAAUAUCGAAGUCAUCCCCCACAACUACUCUUGGGAAAUGAUAAAAUUAAAGAAGCUAAAGAGAUAAAAAUACUAGGAGUCAUUUUUGAUUCUCACUUCACUUUUCUUCCUCACCUAGAAUAUACCAAGCAAAAAGUGUAUGAUGUUACAUACAAAGUGGGAAGAAUAAUGGGUUUAACAAAAUAUAAUAAUCAACAGAGGUUGAGGAAAAUAUAUAAACAAGGAAUAGAAAGGAUGAUUGUUUACGGAUCACCCGUUUGGUACAGUCAUAAAUCAAUCAUUAUUAAGAAACUGAAAUCAAUUCAAAGAAUCCCCUUACUAAUGAUCUCAAAAACAUUUAGGACAACGUCUAAUCUAGCUUUAAAUAUACUCUGUGAUAUCCCUCCAAUUUACCUCACAAUAGAAAAAGAAAAGGAAGUUCACGAUAUUCUAUUCCAUGGGAAAAACUUUAUGUGGAACAAUGUUCCUUUUAGUUCAAACCAAAUAACAAAUAAAGUCGAUAACUGGCAAACACACCCAGCUGAAAAGAUAUUUUUUCCAUAUCAAACCGAAGCAAAAGAAUCAUCAGAUUACAAGGUGUAUACAGACGGGUCCAAAAUAGAAGAAAAAGUUGGGGCAGCUUUUCUCAUUAUGAAUACAAUGGGGAAGUUACUACACGUUGAACAAUAUAAGUUACCAGAAUACAGUAACAAUUUUGAGGCAGAAGCUAUUGCAGUACUCAAGGCUUUAGAAUACUUACAAAACACAAACAUUAAAGGAACAAUACAACUUUAUACAGACAGUCUUUCCACACUACAAGGGCUAAGAAACCCGCUAAAUAGCAACCCAAUAAUCCAAGAUAUCAAACACAAACUCUCAAAUAUGAAAGAAACGGAGUUAAAAUUAUAUUACAUAAAAGGUCAUAGUGGAGAUCAGGGAAAUACCUUGGCAGACGACUUCGCCAAGGAGGCAACAAAGAUAGGGGAGGAAGUUAACAUGCCAAUUACCAAAAGACUCAUCAAAAAGAAUGUUACCUUAACACUUAAAGAAAAAUGGAAUAGACUGUGGCAUGAAGAUGGUAAACUGAGUUAUGCAUACCAAUGGAUCAAAAAUGUAAACAACAUCCCGCGACAUUUCCCCACAAACUUUUACCUAUCGCAAGCAAUCACUGGUCAUGGGAGGUUUCCAUUUUACUUCGAAAGAUUUACACUGAAAUCAAACUGCAAUUGUGAAUGCGGAAGGGAAAGCCAAAGCUUUGACCACUAUUUAAAAGACUGUCAACUAGUAACCACAGAACGGGAAAAGUUAGAGAAGUUAUUAGGGAAAGAAUUAUAUAAACGCAAACCAGAAAUAAUAAAAGAAAAGAAUACGAUAGAAAUCUUGGAAGAAAUGGUAGCCAAGAUAAAUGAGAAAAUCUCCCAAGUGUAAAUACCUUAUUUUAAACUCAAUGACAAUAAUAAUAACAGAUGACUAACACCUACAUUAAGUGUAGGUAUAAAUAAGAACAACAAAAGACAUAACUCUCCAACCAUCUGAUGUAGUACGAGAGGCAAAAUGACCAUUGUGGAGGGGUUCUGUCCCCAGCCUACUCGUCUUCACCAAAUGGAUACUAACCUUACAUUGUAAACAAUUUUUCAAAACUUUACUAACGCAAAAGAUCAACUUGACCAUAGAAGAAGCAAGAUCUUCGACAACCAUCUCAAGUCAAGAUGGAACUUCCUACAAGUAAUAACACCUUGGAAGAAGCAACUUCAAGUACCUUUGUAAGUCAAGACGAAGAAAUCCUAUGUAAACCCUUUUUGAUUUAUUUUUGUUUUUGGUUAUUUCAAUAAAUGCCCGCUCCCUGGUCCGUUCCCUUGGCCGUGUUAGCUGAUGAUGAUGAUGUAGAUUUCCCCUUUUCCCCCUCCUUCAACUUUCCCACUCUCCUUCUCUAUUCUACCUUUCAUUCUUUUCCCUCUUUCCUAAAUACUUUAAAUAUACAAUCUCUUUCUUCCCCCUUUCCCCCUUUCCCAUUUCAUUUUCCACCUCCUGCGAUACUUUAGUGGUGCAGGGAGGCACUCUUAGCCUCAUCCACAUUCUGUCCCUAUCUGCUGUCGUAUUCUUUUCCUUUAUUAUUUCUGGUUUGCGUUUAUAUAUCUGCUACAAUAUAUACUAGAACAAUUAUUUCCCACAUUUUCAUGUGACAGAGGAGAUUUGCACUGUGAUAACGGAAAUGCACAUUCAACCGGAGAUGUGCGAGAAACCAGUACUCACGAAGAAAAUGACACACACAACAGUAACGUAUACGAUCAAUAUAUUGGAGAGGAUGCUAUGAGCAACGACAAACCAUUUACACAAACUGAAGUGGACUGUAUUGUUAAAAAUCUAAGAACCAAUGUUGCCCCUGGAUCCGAUAAUCUUAGAACUGUUUUUGUACAAAAACUAUACAAUAAUCAUAAGAAUUUCUUUCUCAAUCUAUUUAAUGCAUGUUUAAGAACAGGUUACUUUCCACAGGAAUGGAAACGGUCUAGAAUAAUCUUAAUACCCAAAGGGAAAACUACCAAGGCGGUUGGAGAAAACAAUUUUCGUCCUAUAGCAAUCAACUCUACUUUAGGUAAAAUUUUAGAGAAAUUAUUAAAAGAUAGAAUUUAUCAUUUCUUGUAUGUUAAGAACCUUUUCCAUAGACACCAAUAUGGUUUUACGCAUAGGACAUCGACCACACUUGCUUUAGAAGAAAUUAAGAAGAAGAUACAACAAGCGAAACUAGACGGUCUGAAUGCAUUAAUUAUUUCGCUAGAUAUUAAAAACGCCUUUAACUCUAUACAGUCAUCUUUUGUUACGCAGAAAUUAAAUUUUUAUGACAGUUGUAUUCUUUUAAUUGUAAUAACAGAAGCCAUCCUAACAAACAGAGAAAUAACAUAUACAGAUGACAAUUUAUGUAUUACUAAAACAUUGAGAACAGGCUCACCAAAAGGCUCCCCAUUAAGUCCACUAUAUUGGAAUAUAAUAAUAUCAGAGGUUUUAGAAAUAAAAACAUCUCCAGACGUUCAUAUUCAGGCAUUUGCUGAUGAUGUUAUUAUAAUAGUAAAAUUCAAAUCCAGAAACGAUGCGGAAAGUAAAGCAAACAAAACCCUUGCAAAAAUACACGAAUGGUCACAAACAAAAGGAAUAACAUUUAACCCAAAUAAAUCAUCCUUCAUGUUAAUUGGUAGAAAAUAUAGAAGUCAUCCCCCACAACUACUCUUGGGAAAUGAUAAAAUUAAAGAAGCUAAAGAAAUAAAAAUACUAGGAGUCAUUUUUGAUUCUCACUUCACUUUUCUUCCUCACCUAGAAUAUACCAAGCAAAAAGUGUAUGAUGUUACAUACAAAGUGGGAAGAAUCAUGUGUUUAACAAAAUAUAAUAAUCAACAGAGGUUGAGGAAAAUAUAUAAACAAGGAAUAGAAAGGAUGAUUGUUUACGGAUCACCCGUUUGGUACAGUCAUAAAUCAAUCAUUAUUAAGAAACUGAAAUCAAUUCAAAGAAUCCCCUUACUAAUGAUCUGAAAAACAUUUAGGACAACGUCUAAUCUAGCUUUAAAUAUACUCUGUGAUAUCCCUCCAAUUUACCUCACAAUAGAAAAAGAAAAGGAAGUUCACGAUAUUCUAUUCCAUGGGAAAAACUUUAUGUGGAAAAAUGUUCCUUUUUGUUCAAACCAAAUAACACAUAAAGUCGAUAACUGGCAAACACACCCAGCUGAAAAGAUAUUUUUUCCAUAUCAAACCGAAGCAAAAGAAUCAUCAGAUUACAAGGUCUAUACAGACGGGUCCAAAAUGGAAGAAAAAGUUGGGGCAGCUUUUCUUAUUAUGAAUACAAUGGGGAAAUUACUACACGUUGAACAAUAUAAGUUACCAGAAUACAGUAACAAUUUUGAGGCAGAAGCCAUUGCAGUACUCAAGGCUUUAGAAUACUUACAAAACACAAACAUUAAAGGAACAGUACAACUUCAUACAGACAGUCUUUCCACACUACAAGGGCUAAGAAACCCGCUAAAUAGCAACCCAAUAAUCCAGGAUAUCAAACACAAACUCUCAAAUAUGAAAGAAACGGAGUUAAAAUUGUAUUACAUAAAAGGUCAUAGUGGAGAUCAGGGAAACACCUUGGCAGACGACUUCGCCAAGGAGGCAACAAAGAUAGGAGAGGAAGUUAACAUGCCAAUUACCAAAAGACUCAUAAAAAAGAAUGUUACCUUAACACUUAAAGAAAAAUGGAAUAGACUGUGGAAUGAAGAUGGUAAACUGAGUUAUGCAUACUAAUGGAUCAAAAAUGUAAACAACAUCCCGCGACAUUUCCACACAAACUUUUACCUAUCGCAAGCAAUCACUGGUCAUGGGAGGUUUCCAUUUUACUUCCAAAGAUUUACACUGAAAUCAAAUUGCAAUUGUGAAUGCGGAAGGGAAAGCCAAAGCUUUGAUCACUAUUUAAAAGACUGUCAACUAGUAACCACAGAACGGCAAAAGUUAGAGAAGCUAUUAGGGAAAGAAUUAUAUAAACGCAAACCAGAAAUAAUAAAAGAAAAGAAUACAACAGAAAUCUUGGAAGAAAUGGUAGCCAAGAUAAAUGAGAAAAUCUCCCAAGUGUAAAUACCUUAUUUUAAACUCAACGACAAAAAUCUUGGAAGAAAUGGUACCUAAGAUAAAUGAGAAAAUCUCCCAAGUGUAAAUACCUUAUUUUAAACUCAACGACAAUAAUAAUAACAGAUGAUUAACACCUACAUUAAGUGUAGGUAUAAAUAAGAACAACAAAACACAUAAAUCUCUGCAACCAUCUGAUGUAGUACGAGAGGCAAAAUGACCAUUGUGGAGGGGUUCUGUCCCCAGCCUACUCGUCUUCACCAAAUGGAUACUAACCUUACAUUGUAAACAAUUUUCAAAACUUUACUAACACAAAAGAUCAACUUGACCAUAGAAGAAGCAAGAUCUUCGACAACCAUCUCAAGUCAAGAUGGAACUACCUACAAGUAAUAACACCUUGGAAGAAGCAACUUCAAGCAACUUUGUAAGUCAAGACGAAGAAAUCCUAUGUAAACCCCUUUUGAUUUAUUUUUGUUUUUGGUUAUUUCAAUAAAUGCCCGCUCCCUGGUCCGUUCCCUUGGCCGUGGUCGCUGAUGAUGAUGAUGUAGAUUUCCCCUCUUCCCCUCCCUCAACUUUCCCACUCUCCUUCUCUAUUCUACCUUUCAUUCUUCUUUUCCCUCUUUUCUAAAUACUUUCAAUAUCCAAUCUCUUUCUUCCCCCUUUCCCCUUGCCCAUUUCAUUUUCCACCUCCUGCGAUACUUUAGUGGUGCAGGGAGGCACUCUUAGCCUCAUCCACAUUCUGUCCCUAUCUGCUAGGGGGCCAGGCGAGCGGACGUGCGGUCACAAGGCUCCUGCUUUUGUCGAGCAAAAACGUGAGUAAAUCCUGUUCCCACCACUUUAAAAGUAUCGAGAAAGCUUCGCUAACAUCUCAGGAGCAUAGACAUAGCAAAAUUAUGAAGACAGGAUCCAUAUUUUUGAAUAACGAGAAGUU